UCCUCUUUUUUUUUUUUUUUUUCCCUUUCUCCCUACUCCAUCCGUCGACCGCUUCUUUUUCUUCAGUCUCCACGGCCCCCGAAUUGGAGCUCUCUAGCACCACAAGCUGUCACCGCGUCAGGGGUUGCUAAUUAACUCCUCUGACCCUCCCCGAUCAUCCUUUCGUUUAUACCCUUUCGUCAGUUCCCACCGGAGAGGUCCCGCUCCUAUCUAUCACUCCGCCAGUGAUCCCCGUCCAUUCCUUUGGGUCUUCCAUCUUGCUUCCAGAUCUCCCAUUCCUACAUGACUGCCCCCUUCCCCCUCCUUUCAUUCUUUUAUACAUUCCACUUCGCACAUCUAAUCGAUCGCACCCCUCCUUCUCCUCCUACCUCAUCCCACUUCUCCCCCUCCACAUUUACCGUCCACAUCUCCCGUCCGUCCAUGGGAUAGUCCUACCCUCACGCCUCAUCCUGGAACAUCCCCUUCAAUAUACACGUCGAAUGAUGACCACUGGCCUCAUCUAAUCCCUCUCCCUUCCGAGUUCCAUUGGAAGAGUCCUCUCUUCUUCCUCCCUGCCGACUCCGGUCUUUCUUGGUUCAUCUGCAGGCAGAUCAUCACAGACGAAAGAAGGAAACGAAAGAUAGAAAAGGAGCGUCAUAAUGGCCGUCACCUUUGAACCCUCUCCCACCCGGAGCACCGCUCCCACCUCAGUGGCUUCGCUCGAAGAUCGAUUCGAAGUCAUGAAGGAGGUGGGAGACGGCAGCUUCGGGAGUGUGGCCGUCGCUCGAGUACGAACCGCUGGCUCGAACAUCGCACGACGCGGAACCAUGGUUGCUAUCAAAACAAUGAAGAAGACCUUCGACUCGCUGACCCCGUGUCUGGAGCUGCGGGAAGUCAUCUUCCUCCGUACUAUCCCCUCCCAUCCCCACCUCGUCCCCGCGCUGGACAUCUUCCUCGACCCUCUCUCCCGCAAACUGCACAUCGCCAUGGAGUAUAUGGAUGGAAACCUCUAUCAGUUGAUGAAGGCCCGCGACCACAAGUGCCUCGAGGGCAAGCACGUCAAGAACAUCCUCUUCCAGAUCUUGUCUGGUCUCGAUCACAUCCAUGCCCACCGCUUCUUCCACCGAGAUAUCAAGCCCGAAAACAUCCUGGUGUCGACCUCGGCCCCCAACGACUCCGCCUUCAGCCGCUACUCCAACCUCGUCACCCCUCCCUCCACCCCGCCCACCUACACCGUCAAGAUUGCCGAUUUCGGUCUGGCGCGUGAAACCCACUCCAAACUCCCCUACACCACAUACGUCUCGACCCGAUGGUACCGAGCACCGGAGGUCCUGCUCCGCGCCGGACAGUACUCGGCCCCCGUCGACAUGUGGGCCGUCGGUGCCAUGGCCGUCGAGAUUGCCACCCUGAAGCCACUCUUCCCCGGUGGGAACGAGGUCGACCAAGUAUGGCGCGUCUGCGAGAUCAUGGGCAGUCCGGGCAACUGGUACAGCAAAUCGGGCGCCAAGAUUGGCGGCGGUGAAUGGCGCGAUGGCUCCCGUCUGGCCCAGAAGCUAGGCUUCACCUUCCCCAAAAUGGCGCCGCACGCGAUGGAGAGCAUCCUCCCCUCGCCCCAGUGGUCCCCGGCCCUGAGCCAUUUCGUCACCUGGUGUCUCAUGUGGGACCCCAAGCACCGCCCGACCUCCAAGCAGGCCUUGAACCACGAGUACUUUGCGGAUGCGGUGGAUCCCUUGCGCCCGCGGUCGUCAACCGCCCGUCUGGUGAGCCGCAAGCACUCCGAGAAGGUGUUCAAGUCGCCGACCCGCGACCUCGUCGACGCCCCUGGUCUCUCGUCGAAGCCGUCCUGGUUCCGCCGCUCGCUGAUCGGGAAGACCGAGAACACCACGACCGCCAUGGACAUUGACCAGCCGCCUAAGCAGCAGCCCGUCGUCUCCUACAAUGUGCCGUCCGAGGCCCACACGACCACCACCACCACCACCACCACUACCACCCGACCCGCACCACAGAAGCGGGCCACGUGGGCCAACGGCGCCCCCAUGCCCAUUCUGCCCUCUAUCCGCCCCGUCUCACCGCUGUCGAACGCGGUCACGGCGCAGGCGAACUCGUCGCUCACCGCGGGCGACGGGAAGAGCAAGAAGAUCGGGCGACAGCUCUCGGUCAACUCUCAUGGCAAUCAUUACGCCGACACCCACCGACAGGAAGCCGAGCGCAUGCUCAACGGCGGCGCCCACAACACCCCAGGCUCCGGCCAGCGGGAAAGCUUCUUCUCCCACCUCCGCAAGCGCGCUCGCCGACUGUCCGGCCGCAACCAGGCGCAUUCGUCGGGGGAAGAGGCAGAGGGCAAUGCCGGUUGCAUGCCGUGGUCGAACCGGUCGUCCCUCGCCCUGGAUUCCGCCAGUGGGUCCGACGCCAAGCAGAACGAUCUCUCGGAGCUGGAUAAGGCCCUACAGGGGGUCAAGUGCUCCCUGGAUUCGACGGCGCUCGGCAACGUGCCCGUCCCGAUUACCACGACGAUCGAAGGUGGCAAGCGCCAGUCGAUGCCCCACGGUUCCAUUCGCUCCAUGGGCGAUAGCCCGGUGUCGACCAGCAGCACGAGUGCGCCCCUCUCGAGCCGCACGCGACGUGCUAUGCAGAUGUCCUCGCACCCCGUCCACCGGUACGAGACCCCCGAGGAGGAGGACGAGCUGCUUGACGAGGUGCUGCACUCUACCAGCAAGGCAGCCAAGCGCCUGGCGCAGACGCAGAAUUCCUCGGACGGCUCGUCCAACUACAGCCGUCAGCCAAUGCCAAACGACAGCUCGCGGACCCUGCCGAGCCCGUACCCCACUCCCUCCCCGUCAGCGCGGUGUGACGGCGUCUCGUUCGGCCAGGACACGACGCCCUGCCGGCGGGAUGAGAAGGCGACCUACCCCAAUCGCCAAUGGCCCACGCCUCCUUACGAAGAAGGCGACUGGGCGCAUCCGGCCCCGUCCCACCUGCUGGCUGGCCCUACCUACCGGUAGUCAGUCUCCCCUCGACUAUCUAUUUCACAUUCUUCUGCCAUUUACACAUCACUCGGUGGUCCGGCGAUUUCACCCAAGGCGUACGGAUCUGGUGUCUUAUAUUGUGUUAUCUGUGUUAUUUCUUUCUUAUGUGGGCUGCGUUCUUGUUUAUCAUCCCUACUUAUAGGGCGGUAUCGCGUCUUCUUGCUUUCAUACCCCAAAGGCCAUCAAUAGAU
This is a messenger RNA of Aspergillus candidus, 3196 nucleotides long. RefSeq names its product serine/threonine-protein kinase. Lineage: Eukaryota; Fungi; Ascomycota; Eurotiomycetes; Eurotiales; Aspergillaceae. Gene Ontology annotation, cellular component: cytoplasm; nucleus. The transcript has 2 exons. Gene Ontology annotation, biological process: intracellular signal transduction; protein phosphorylation. Gene Ontology annotation, molecular function: protein serine/threonine kinase activity; ATP binding. Bases 639 to 2981 code for a protein of 780 amino acids. The record is from RefSeq and is a predicted model, not a curated record.